Molecule: messenger RNA, 5390 nt
Organism: Ixodes scapularis (black-legged tick)
Lineage: Eukaryota; Metazoa; Arthropoda; Arachnida; Ixodida; Ixodidae
Gene: Brd7-9
Product: bromodomain-containing protein 7
Exons: 15
Coding region: 120-2474 (784 amino acids)
Biological process (GO): regulation of transcription by RNA polymerase II
Cellular component (GO): nucleus
Source: RefSeq, a predicted model, not a curated record
AAAAUAAAGAAAAAUAAGAAAAACGACGCACGACGCUGUCGACGCUGUGGUCACAGCAGGAUUGUUGCAAUCAUUUGGUGUAAUUAAAGUCACGUUUCGUAAGGUAACUGGUAACAAAAAUGGGUAGCAAAAAACACAAGAAGCAUCACAAGUCCGAAAAGAAAGAACCCAAGGAAGACGAUCGGCAAGAAAAGUCCCUGAAGCUAGUGCUGAAAGUAGGUGGUAGUGCGGGCGGAGUCCAAACGCCUGUUCCAUCACCUGUUGUGGCUGCAUCUUCGUCACCGUCGGCUGCCAUGUCUCCUCAUGUCGGAGGGAACCACCAUGGAGAGGCGUCGUCUUCGUUUCGGGUGGAGGGUGGCGUUGUUUGUCAUGCCCACGAAAGUAGCAAGCACAAGAAGUCUAAAAAGAAAAAGAAGAAGAAAUCAAGCAGCAAGGAGCACCGAGAAAAAAAGCACCGACAUCAUCAUCGCCAUCGCCACCAUCGUCAUCAUCACCAUCACAAGGACCCUGAGAAGAAGGAGAAACGCAAAUGUGAACAUGACUGCUCUCUGAGUGAAGACCGAUUGGCCAUGCCAUCGACUCAGACGGCAUUAGAGCCUCCUCCUGCCAAGAGACCCCGUCACGAGUUGUCACCUCAGGAAGGUCCAUUUUCACCUUUUCAAGCCCCGACUGAGCGCCCAUCUCGAGACCCGCGGACCUGUACCCUCAAGAAGGUCUCGGAGAAAAGCCCCCUCCAAAUGCUGCUCUACCACCUGCUCGAUAAUCUGCAAAAGCGAGAUCCUAAAGAAUUCUUCACUUGGCCCGUAAGUGACGUGCUUGCUCCAGGCUACUCCAACAUCAUACACAGUCCCAUGGACUUCAGUACUAUGCGGAAAAAAAUUGACGAUGGAGACUACUCGUGCGUUUCCGAGUUUCGGGAUGACCUAAAGCUGAUGUGUGAUAAUGCCAUGACCUACAAUAGAUCAGACACUGUGUACUACAAGUCAGCCAAGCGUAUGUGGCACUCUGGAAACAAGCUAAUGUCCAAGGAACAGCUUUUGGGGCUGGAGUCUUCACUGUCUUUCUUUCCGGAGCUGACGUCAGAAGAUCUUGGUUUUGACAUCAGGGGUGUCAUGUCGGCAUCCCCAGAGACAAAACCAGCUACAGAUACGACAGACCAUCCAUUGCCUGCAGAAGUACCGUCCAUCGGCAGUCCCGAAGCGGCUAAGAAGUGUAAGAGUGGACCGGAAGAAGGAUCGUUGGAGGAUCAGGCAUCCAAUGAGAUCCUAAUUCAAGCUCAGAAAGCUGCCCAGGCUGCAGCUGGAAAACUCACGCUUAAGAGACCCAACAGCAAGUUCAGCUUCCUACGACAGAUGCCAGAUGGAAGCACGACGCUCGCAAUCCUCAACCCUGAUUGUGGAGCCAAUGGUCCAAAAGAGAUGAAGGUCAACUUAGAAAUGCUGGUUGGCAAACUCGCUCAUGGGACAGGGACUCUUAUGGAUUUCAAAGAUGACAUUAAGAACAUUGCACGGCCAAUCAAUUACCUAAACUAUGGGACCUACAGCACCUAUGCACCUCACUACGACUCUACCUUUGCAAACCUUUCGAAAGAAGAGUCCGACUUGGUUUAUUCUACGUAUGGUGACGAGCUCGGUUUUCAGUACGCCGAAAGCUUACUUAGCUUUGCCAAAGACUGUGACUAUGUCAUGGACAUGGUGGACAACCUGUUGGACAUUCUAACUUCGGGGGAGCAUUCGAAGACUGUCAGAGUGCUGGAAGCUCAUCGCAACGGAAUUGUGCCAGAGGAGAAGGACCUGCUGCAUUUUGCAAAACAUGACGAAGUUGACAACGCUGAGGCUGAAGCGGCCGAAGUUACACAAAAUGACAGUCGGCCACCCGAUGCCCUUUGUGCCCUCAACGACCUAACAGCAGACUCCACAGUUGGCGACAGUAAUCAUGCAAAUCAUGUCAGUCAUCAGAACUUUGUUGAGUGGCACGAGCCACAUGUUUACCAUGAACAUCAUGAUCAUCACGACCGGCAUGAUCAUUCACAUAACACAGUUUCAGAGUCAUCACCGCUGGACAGUGCAGACAGCGACGUCAAUGCUGUUCUGCAGCAGAAACUUCAGGAGUCCACAGAGAUGAUCCAGACACUGAGCCGACUGCAGCGUGAGCGCCUCAGUGCCACCCCACCGGCCCACCUGGGUCACAUCCAGGGAGCCAGUGAAUUAGAGUUGGAGCUGGCGGAGAAGGUAGCGAAGACUCUCUCGGAAUUGGCAUCACAUGCCAAGCCGGGAAGCAUAGUGAGUGUGGAUGCCAUUCGCAAAGCCAUGGGCAUCAACUACCCACCCACUGGAUCUUCGUCCUGCCACCACCAUCACUCAUGUCCUCACGUCACUUCGCCGUAUGGUGUGUCAACGCAUGACCUCCCAGACAGCAGCAGCAGCAAUGAUGUCUCCCUACGCACCAACGACUCUCCACCUUCCAACACUUGAUUGAGUGAGGCUGGAAACACCAUGAACCCUGACUCUCAUUGCCACACAUUCAAAACCUUAAGGAGAGUGUUGCACCUUUCCGACCAAGUUGUCUCAAGCAAGCGCUACGAAGUUGCAAGACUUGUCAUUCACUUUGGAGGCGGCAGACUUCCGACGGAAAAGUGGGCUGUCUUGUGGUGAUGCAUCAUCAGUGUAACUUCCCGCAUGGUUUCAAAGAUUGGUCCAUGUGGCACAUGGUGUGACACCCUCCGGACACUUGAAGUUGCCGAAGUUGGACGCAAAAGUAUUUGUUUGGUGUGUGUAGCCGGGAAGAAAGCUAUGGCAUCCUAGGAAAGACUGGUGCAGUGCUUGAAUUAUUGACUGUGAUUUUUUAAAGCUCUAAAUGGUGGAUAUAAAGUAGCAGACGUAAAUAUAUAUAUAUAUAUAUAUGUUUUUCAAACUAUGUGUGACACUGCUAAAACUUGUAAAUGGUUGUGUGACAACUGCUAAGUUUUGUAAAUGCAUGAGUGGUUGUGUGAAUGCUCAAUAGGGUGUAAGUGACAACUGAUCCCAGCAAAGUGCACUUAUACCCCUGUUGGAUGGCACACUUAAAUGCCAUUUAUGCUGGAAGCCCUUGCGAUUUAUAAAAUGCAUUUAAGCAUUCCCCUGCCUGGCAGUAUCUCAUUUGCCUCUGCUGCCAUAUAGGAAAACAUAAUUUCCUGUAGUUCUAGCUGUCCCUAAUGGCAAACUUUUUCUGUCAAAAUCUGAUACUUGUUAUUGAGUUCCAUACUAUUUGAUUUUGCAGUUGCUUUUUCUGAAUCUGAUGCAAUUCCACAUUGAGUGUAUGUUAUUACAAAUUGGCAGCUAUAUUAUUUGGUUGAACUCUCGGAGAAGGUUGAGCUGAGCAGUACUGUCUCAUUCAUAGCCUCCCCAGCACAAGGAUAGGCCAUAUCAUUUGAUCCAUCCAACUAGUAGUAUUCAAUCAGUCCCUCUUAAUAUGACUACUGUCAGUUUUUCUAUGAAUGUUAUAAACCAAAGAAUUAAUGUUUUGCUUUUAUUUACUGAACUUCCAGUCAAAAUGCAGGUGAAGAGAAACCUUGGCAGGCCUCUUUUUGGUUUUUAGCUGCAAACUAGAGAUUGGAUUGUGCCUCCAACAGAGAGGCCAAAGUCAGUUUUCAUUUGCCACAUCCCACCUUCAUCAAACAUUGCAUCACUUGGAAUGCAGUCAUCUGUGUACGAUCUUCUCCAGCCAUGUUAGCAAUCAAUCUUGUUUUAUGCAUGCAGGAAAAAACACUAAUGGUUGAUCUUCAAAUGCUAAGUAACACUAAUUUUUUUUUUCUAAGGGUUGUUUGACAGGCAGGUAACUACAUUUUGACCUAGAAACUCGUGCUUUGUUUUUGUUUUUUUUAUCCCAGUGGUAAUUUUAUGUUUUAUUUGUUUGUUUUGCACCUACCACGGCUACACUGAACUGAGUGGGAAUUGAUUGAAAUCCAACUUUUUCUCUUCAGAAAGUAUUAUCAGCUGCUCCACCAUAUCAGUGACAUUUCGAGGACCUCGAGGAGUACUUGUUUUGACAGAUGGAAGUUUCACACAAGGAUGUCCUUCCUCAAUCUGCUUCCGCUAUCUGUAAAGUAACCUGUUUUGUUGUUAAUGGUGGUGGUGUUUUCAUUGAGAGAAGCAUAAAGGCACAGGCUGGUUGUGUUUCCAUUAAUGUUUUUUUUUAUUUUUUUAUUCACCAGUGUAGGAAAACAUGCUUUGUAUGCAUAUUCUUUGAGACAAUCUUGCUUUCACUCAGUUAUGGUAGCAGAAAAAAUGCACUUAGUGAUAAGCUGCCUCUAAAAUAGUCCUAGUCUUAGUCAUAUGCUAUGUCCAGCUUAGAAUUUCAGUUAUAUAACAUCCAUGUCAUAUUAACAGCUCCCCACAAUCUUGAUUUAUUUUCUCUUGCUUAACAGGAGUUGACUCAGUAUUGAAAGUUUUACAGAAAAGCAACCCCUCUAUUAAUGCAUUCAAUCUGGAUGCUUAUUUUGGAGGAGAGUUUAUCCGAAGACAUAUUUUGUUCAAAUGUUAUGAAGGUGGUCUUGGCAGGAGUAAACACUUGAGAAACUGAAGGCAUUACCCAAUUCUUUUUAACCUACACUAUUUUUUCUUCUUUUUUUUUUUUUUGUGUGCAUAAAUGGCAUUUGGGUUGUACCUGUUAGCAGGCUGGAUCUCAGAAGAUUUUGAGAUGACUGUCUGACAGAGGUAUCGGUGUAUCUGUGUAGUUGGUUUGUUGCCUUUUUUUUUUUUUUUCUUUUAACAAUGUUGUGUAUUUGGAAUGAGUAAAUCAUCACACGGAGAUGAGUGACUGCUAAUUAUUGACAUGCUGCAGGUUUGCCCCUGUGUCGUUUCCUCCUCCUGCAGCUAAAUAUGUUUUCAAAUGACUAACUAAUUUGGUGAGCUGAAUUUUUUACAGACAAAUGUGCCAAGUGAGGGCUAGAAAGGAAGGACUUUGCAAUCCAAAGAUGUGUGUAAAAUUGGGAUGGUGAGAAUGAUCUGGUGCUUUCAGCUUUUGGUACUUUAUUCAUUUCAUCUGUUUGGAGGAAGCUGCUCCCAGUCGUGUGUGCCCACCCCUUCAUAAGGUAUCUUUUGUAGUCCUGCUGAGACAGUCGUUUUUCACAGAUAAUUGUGUGAAUAGUGCGUGUGUAUAUACAUAUUGAGAGCAGUCAUGGAAACCUGUUUUUCUAUUAGACAUGCCAUCAACCACUGCAGACCGAAGUAAAACGUUAAAAAGGAAAUAGCAGAUCAAUGUGCUGAAACAGCCACAACUGAAUUGGCCUGAAUUAUUUGGCUGGUUGCUGGUCCAAUAUUGGACUACUGAAAUGUUCUAGGAUUCUUGUGGUAUUUGCAAAGGUCUGGCGAAAAAAAAAAAAAAGCUCAUUAAAGCAAUAUUUGGGAAAA